Messenger RNA from Juglans regia (Persian walnut), 630 nucleotides. RefSeq names its product acyl-protein thioesterase 1-like. The coding region runs from base 175 to 549 and encodes 124 amino acids. Lineage: Eukaryota; Viridiplantae; Streptophyta; Magnoliopsida; Fagales; Juglandaceae. Gene Ontology annotation, molecular function: hydrolase activity. The record is from RefSeq and is a predicted model, not a curated record. The transcript has 6 exons.
AUUUCUCGUUUUGUUUGCUAAUGCUUCGCUGUCAUUCAUAAUAUAUACAUAUAUAUAUAUUUAUAUAUGUAUGUAUGUAUGCAUAAAGGAAACGCUUUUGUGUUUACGACAGGAGCUCAUCUUUAUCCUUUGCAACCAAUGACCUGCACUGUGCAAACACUCGGGUGAGAAAGAAUGAGUUACGGUAGCUCAGAUAUAGGUUCUGGUAGUGGAACCGCCACAAGGACAUUCGAGUUUGGAAGGACUCAUGUGAUCAGGCCCAAAGGGAUGCACCAGGCCACUAUUGUUUGGCUGCAUGGCCUUGGUGACAAGGGCUCAAGCUGGUCCCAGCUCUUGGAAACUCUUCCUCUUCCAAAUAUAAAAUGGAUUUGCCCCACAGCUCCAACUCGGCCGGUAAAAAUAUUUGGUGGAUUUCCUUGUACUGCUUGGUUCGAUGUGGGAGAUUUUUCAGAAGAAGACCCUGAUGAUUUGGAGGGAUUAGAUGCUUCCGCAGCAUAUGUAGCCAACCUAUUGUCAACAGAGCCUGCUGAUGGUAGGAUUCUCCUUUAAAUUCUUGAUCGCUUUGAGCUCUCUCUUCUUUUAGUUAUAUGAAAUAAAUAUAACAGUUGAGGAGCUUAGGAUAAAGGUAGU